This is a messenger RNA of Prunus persica (peach), 2705 nucleotides long. RefSeq names its product pentatricopeptide repeat-containing protein At1g62720. The record is from RefSeq and is a predicted model, not a curated record. Lineage: Eukaryota; Viridiplantae; Streptophyta; Magnoliopsida; Rosales; Rosaceae. Gene Ontology annotation, molecular function: protein binding.
GAAAAAACAAUAGGAAAGGCUGAGAGACUUCAACUUGAUUCUUGUCCUUGAUAGACUUGAAUGAAAAAUUACAUCUUAAAUAGAAACACCAAAGUUACUGCCGCAAGUAACUCACCCACAACUUUAAGAUUUUGUGGAACUACAUCCCACGAUUAAAAGCAUGAAGAAAGACAGACUAACCAUGACUCCUAUAAACUAGAUAAUACCAGUCUCCUAUCAAAAGAGAUAUCACAACAUAUUUAUAUACAAGGUAUGGGAUGGUAGACCUAUCAGUUACAACAUAACGGAAAACAUUGAUAGCCUAAUAAUAUCAUAACAGCAGCAGAGAGCAGACAAUGAACUAGUCAUAACUUUGAUAACUGCCUAACAAUAGGCACCAACCCUUACUGAAAAUAAAUUACUGUUAAAAUAAAUCUUAACCCUAAACGAGGAGGACUCCUAAACGAAAGGUACGGACUUUUUUAUCCAAGUUUAGAAAAAGGAAAGUUUUUGUGGAAUUCAUGAUGACACGGACUUGAGCUUUCUCGAGGAAACCAGUUGGAGGGAGGUUUGAGCGCCAUUUUACUCAGAGAUGCCGAAGAUGAUGAUACGGACUACAACUGCUGCUACUUCUUCUUCUUCUUGUUAUUGCUGGAGCAGCAGAGGUAUGAAUUGUUUUCACUCUAACUCCACUUUUCUCCUUUUCGUCAACAAUUACUUUGAUUUCUUUCACUCUCAACCUUCGAAACCGAUCAAAUCUACAAGAACCCAACUAGAGCAGCCAAAAAGAGUCUUACCCAAAAUCACAAAUGUUGAGGAUGCUUUCAAUGUGUUCGAUAGAAUGCUUCAAAUGCGCCCUCUGCCUUCUGUUGUCCGUUUCACUAAAAUCUUGGGUCAAGUUGCAAAAUUGAAACAUUACUCGGCCGUCAUCUCAUUAUAUAACCAAAUGGGUAUGUCGAGAAUUGGACAUCAUGUUUAUACCCUAACCAUUCUCAUAAAUUGUUAUUGUCAUCUAAACCAAAUGGGGUUUAGUUUAUCUGUAUUGGGAAAAUUCUUCAAACUUGGUCUUGAACCAGAUGUCUUUACCUUCAACACUCUAAUCAACGGCUUUCUUCUCAAGAAUAGAGUGGCGGAGGCGGCAGGAAUUUUCAACAAAAUGAUUGCGGGAGGUAAUUGUCAGCCUGAUGUGGUUACUUACGGCAUACUAAUAAAGGGCUUUUGCAUGAAAGGAAUUGUCAGUCUUCGUAAGGAUACACUAGCUGAUGAUGCAUUAAACCUAUUCUCAGAAAUGAUGUGCAAGGGUAUUGCCCCAAAUGUCAUUACCUAUACAUCCUUGAUUCAUGGAGUUUGCAAAUUAGGUGAGUGGAAAGAAGCUACAAGGUUGUUGAAUGACAUGGUGAGUAAAAAUAUCUUUCCAAAUGUGUUCACGUUCAACGUCUUGGUAGACACACUUUGUAAGGAGGGGAUGGUUGGGGAAGCAGAAGGCGUGGUCGAAAUGAUGAUUGAAAGAGAUAUUGAACCUGAUAGGGUUACAUACAAUUCACUUAUGGAUGGUUUCUGUUUGCGAGGAGAAAUGAGCAAGGCUAGAAAAGUUUUUAAACUAAUGCUUAGCAAGGGCUCGAUGGUUAAUGUUGUUUGUUACAACACAUUGAUAAAUGGAUAUUGUAAGCAUAAGAUGAUGGAUGAGGCCAUGAUGCUACUUCGGGAAAUGUCUCGUAAGGGACUGGUUCCAGAUAUCGUUACUUAUAGCACUCUUGUGGAUGGUUGUUGCAAAGUGGGGAAAUUAGGUGUUGCACAGAAGUUGUUCUCUGAGAUGCAAGCUUGUGGCCAACUUCCAAAUGUUCAAACUUAUGCUAUUCUACUGGAUGGCCUGUGUAAAAACCAACAACUUUCUACAGCAAUCCAACUGUUUAAAGAGAUGGAAGGCAAGAAGUUGGAUGUAGAUAUUGUGAUUUACACUAUUCUUAUUAAAGGUUUGUGCGUAGCUGAAAAAAUUGAAUCUGCAAGGGAACUCUUUUGUGGUUUAUCAUCCAGAGGGCUUCAACCGGAUGUAAGGACAUAUACCAUAAUGAUUGAUGGACUCUGUAUUGGGGGCCGAACAAGUGAAGCAGAAAAGCUGCUUUUCGAAAUGGAAGAGCAAGGUUGUUCUCCAAAUGGUUGGACCUACAACGUAAUUAUUCGAGGGUAUAUCAAUAACAAUGAGACAGUAAGGGCGAUGGAACUUAUUCAACAAAUGGUGGAGAAGGGUUUCUCAGCAGAUGCAUGGACUACAGAAUUGAUAGUUGAUCUAUUGUGUAAAGAUAAAGUAGAUCCUGCAUUGUUGCCAUUGAUGCAAAAAGAGAAUUAUGAACUUAAUUUGCCUCGGUUAAAGUUGAACAGAUCUUCUGACCAUCCCAAAAAACAUUGAAGCUCUUCCACCUCUGGCAACCAUGGAUGUGUUAUAUUUGUUAUCUCUUAAUCCAUCAUGUGACAAUGUUGAGUAGUAGAUAUAACUUUACCGAUAAUCGUAACAUCUUUGAAACAAUUGGCGUGUUUUUUUGUACGCAGGUCUUUUUUAGUUUCUUUCACACAAACAUUGUGCAAUUGACUGACUCUGCAUGUUUUUGUUAUUUUGCGGUAUGCAGACCUGGUUAUAUAAAGAUAUCAUUGGGGGAUAUCCUGUGAUCAUGAUAGAGAAAUUUCAAUGUUACUCGUUUAAGGUUGUUAAAUUUAUUAGAGAGAAGCAG